GAUUUGUGCUCUACUGCCCUCGAAAAAAACAUUAAAGUAGAUUACUACUACGUCAUAAUAACAAACAGUCUUUAACAACAACAUCAUCAUCACUCGAUACAUCUCUGCCUCUGUACAGUUUUGCUGACAUAUUCACAACACCGUUGCCUCAGUUUCAGCCAAGUACACUACUUCUUACUAAUCCAGGGGGCCUAAUAGCAGGAAACCAAGCCUACAAAGCACAAAUCCCAAACACAAAUUUUUGAGUAUAAUAUAAGGACUGAGCUAAUAAGUUAAAACAUUUCUGAUUUUUCUGAUAGAAAGGAAAUUUUACUAUUUGGCCCUCUUUGAACACAUCCUUCCCUCUCCUCCUCCUCCUUCCCCCAAAAAACCUGGAGAACCAUGCAGUUGCAAUUUCCUCUUUAACCCAUUUCAAAGAUUCGUUUUUUUUUUUUUGUAAAUCUCUUUCUCCUUUGGCGAAUUCGUAUUCCUUCUUUUCCAAUGAGUUCUAGAGACAGAGGAUCACCUUCUUCUUCUUCGUCAUCUUCUUCGUUACCAGGAAUAGAAAAGUAUAAUGAAAAGGUGAAGAAUCAGAUACAAGCUCUUGUUCGUGUUAUUAAAGUUGCUCGUACCUAUAGAGACGACAAUGUCCCUUCCCUUAUUGAACAGGGUCUUUAUCUUGGAUCUGUUGCAGCAGCUAGUAAUAAGAAUGUUUUGAAAUCUUACAAUGUUACACAUAUUUUGACUGUUGCUAGUUCGUUGAGACCAGCUCAUCCUGAUGACUUUGUUUACAAGGUUGUUCGAGUCGUGGAUAAGGAAGAUACAAAUCUAGAAAUGUACUUCGAUGAGUGUGUUGAUUUCAUUGAUGAAGCCAAGAGACAAGGCGGUAGUGUUCUUGUUCAUUGCUUUGUUGGCAAAUCACGGAGUGUCACUAUAGUUGUUGCUUACCUCAUGAAGAAACACGGUAUGACUUUAGCUCAAGCAUUGCAACAUGUUAAAAGCAAAAGACCCGUGGCAAGUCCUAAUGCUGGUUUCAUCAGACAAUUACAAGACCUCGAGAAGUCUAUGCAAGGUAUGCCUUACUAUAAUAUCUUGAGGUCUAGACUAUUAGGUUGAGAUCUCUGUGGUGAAUCUAAGUUGGAGAUACUUUGUCUGUCUGAUUCAGUAGUGAGUGACCAGUUUUUUUCCUUUUGAGGAUGAAAAGCAAGUGGUUGUGGAGGAGAAGACAGUUCCAUGUAAAUAUCUCUUACAUGCAUCUUCCUUCUUCUCUAUAAAACAGGGAAGCAAGUUACGAUUGCACAAUGUCAGGCGUGAAGAUCAUUGAUCGUACCAUUGGGAGAAACUUGUAAAUCUCACACGAAGCAUCAAUCAAAAUGUUUUGUUGUUUCUUCUCCUUAACAACUCGAAUAAUAACAUGGAAACGAAUUUGGAAUAUGUUCAUGUUCUCUAUUCGUUUUGUAUAGUUUCAUCAUCAUGGAUAUAAAAGUGAACAUAAAUAAAAAUUUGUAAAUUUUUUGUACCGCAAUGAAAUGUCUUUUUUGUGUGUAAAA
This is a messenger RNA of Arabidopsis thaliana (thale cress), 1529 nucleotides long. It is a transcript of the gene DSPTP1, whose product is annotated as dual specificity protein phosphatase 1. NCBI's taxonomy places the organism in Eukaryota, Viridiplantae, Streptophyta, Magnoliopsida, Brassicales, Brassicaceae. The coding region runs from base 481 to 1095 and encodes 204 amino acids. Gene Ontology annotation, molecular function: protein serine/threonine phosphatase activity; phosphatase activity; protein tyrosine phosphatase activity. The transcript has 5 exons. The record is from RefSeq and is marked reviewed. Gene Ontology annotation, cellular component: cytoplasm; nucleus.